Messenger RNA from Caenorhabditis remanei, 1737 nucleotides. RefSeq lists its product as uncharacterized. Gene Ontology annotation, molecular function: protein binding. The transcript has 6 exons. The record is from RefSeq and is a predicted model, not a curated record. The coding region runs from base 1 to 1737 and encodes 578 amino acids. Lineage: Eukaryota; Metazoa; Nematoda; Chromadorea; Rhabditida; Rhabditidae.
AUGGGAGAAGUCGAGCGACCUAGAUCUUUAUCUAGGAUUACGGUGGAUAGUGACACAGAAUAUCUGGAUGCUUAUGAUCAUGUUACGUAUAGCAACUCUCUGGAAUUGUUAGAUACCAUCGCUGAAACUCAGAUCACAUUGAAUCUUUUCAUGAACAAUAAAUUUGAGUUGGCAGAAGAGAGAAUGGCUGAAUUAUACGAUAAAAGUAUGUAUCAUUCGAUGGGAUACACAUGUAUUCUGUUCAUUAAAGCAGUUAUGACUGUCAAUAAACAAGAUAUGGAGAAGGCGGCUGAAGCAUGUAAAAUGUCAGUUGAAGUGAUUGAAAGAUUCAGAGAAAAGAGAACAAUAAAGGAGACAAUAUUCGGAGCAACAGCCAAAGGAAAGAAGAUAACAGACGAAGAAUUACAUGCGGAACUUUGUUAUGCUCAAAUGCUUCUAAUUCGAGCAAUGCUUACAUUCUUUCAUGAUGACAACUUUGCGAGUUUUAUUAAAGGAGCACUGAAUAUCAGAACAUGCUAUCAAACAUAUAGAUAUUGUGAGAAAUUGAUGAAUGAGCCGAGUGUUUGGAUCGGAAGAAACAAGAAAGUACAGGAACAAUUUGAAAGUGGAACUCGAAUGGGUCUUGGAACAUUUUCUCUGAUGCUCUCGGUGCUUCCGUCUAAAGUUUUACGUCUCUUGGAAGUAGUAGGAUUCUCUGGAGAUAAAGUUGCUGGAAUGAGAGAUCUCCAACACGUGGCUUCGAUGACUGGAACAUUGUGCUCUCCUCUUGCCAAAAUGGUUCUUCUCACUUGGCAUUUGAUUGCAAGUUUUGUACUGGGAACUGGACAGCCAGAUCUUGAAGUCUGUAAAAGAAUAAUGCCUGGGUUGACUCAUUUAUGGCCACGUGGAGCUAUCAUGUUAUUCAUGAAAGCACGUCUCCUUUUGAUUUCUGGAGACAUCGAGACUGCAAUUCACUAUUUUAAUAUGUCGAUUGAAUCUCAGGACACCUACAAACAGUUUCACCAUGGAUGCUACUGGGAACUACUAUUUGCUCAUGGAUAUCAGCGAAGAUGGUCACACGCGGCUAAUUAUGCGAGACUCUUGAUGAAAGAAUCUAAAUGGAGUCGUUGUGUUUAUACAUAUCUCCUCUGUAUUUUCUUUGCUGCAGAUGAAACCGUUGAUGAAGCAAGAAGAAAUGAAACUAUAAAUGCAUUGGCUGGAAAAGUGGAUGGUCUUCGGUUGAGAAUCGCUGGAAAAUCUAUUCCGGUUGAGAAGUAUUGUGGAAGAAAAGCUAAACGAUUUGUUGCAACUCAAUCCCUUCUUUUUGCUCAUUAUGAAUUCAUUUACUUCUGGAAUGGAUUCGAUAUUUUUGGAAAGAAUCCAAAAAUGGUCAGAGGAGUUCUGGAAGAUAUGGAUCGUGUUUGGGAGUUGAAGAAAUCAACGUGUGACAUUGAUGAUUAUUGUUUGUAUUACUUCCUGAAAGGUGUUUCUCUCCGUCAUUUACACCUGAAUGCACAAGCCGAAGAGUGCUUCAAAGCCGUAUUAGAGAGAGAAACAAGCAUCAAGAGCUUCACCUAUCUCCCUCCAAACGCCACAUAUGAAUUAGCAAUGCUGCGCAUCUCAGAGCAACAAUUUAUAGAGGCUCAGACGUUACUUGACAAGGCUCGUGCAUACAAAUCAUAUUCUCUCGAGAACAAGUUACAUUUCCGGAUACACAGCGCAAUGGGAACGAUGGGAUGUCGGACGCCGAUGAUGUAG